GUAAGAAACUACGUUAGGGACUGAAGGCAAUUUGCACUAAUUGGACGUAGAAUUUGGGAGUUUUGCAGCAGUGCAAGUUACACGUGCCGGCUGAUCAAUACGCCAGUCGGGACGGCGACCGGCUGUCGGCGGCAUGGCGUGUCGCCCCUAAACACAGCUGAUUCCACCUAUCCCCCUCAUUCAGUUCGUUCACCCUUCGCCCCGCGCCUCCAGUACCCUCCCAAACUUUCGAUUUCGUUGGAAACAAACCUCUACUUACACGACUACCUCCAAUAUUGCUAUUAAUUUCCUGGCAAUCUGAAUGCCUUUUUCAUGCUAUUGGGAUUAUAUAAAAAAUAUAACUAAUCGCGAUGGCUAUGAUUUCAAAUUAAUUACGCGGAACAUAACAUUACAAUUUUAAGGAAAAAUGUAUUCGCGUAAGAAUGUUGGGCCUUCAAAGGAUAACAACAUCAGAUCGGAUGCUGAAGUUCAGGAUGGGUACACCGUACAACAACAAGAGCAGUAUACAAAAUACUUGCGAAAAUUAAAAAAUGACUUUGAAGAAACUUGGUGCAAAAAGAAAAAAUAUACCUUUGAUUUCAAGGAAUUCGAUCGCGUUAAAACUCUUGGUACUGGCGCUUUUGGAAGAGUAGUACUAUUGAAGCAUUUGAAAAGUUAUAAGCUGUAUGCAAUGAAAGUGUUAGAAAAAGAAAAGAUAGUAAAGAUGAAACAGGUGGAACAUACGUUAUACGAAAAGCGCAUCCUAGAGGCUAUCAGGUUCCCUUUUACAGUCUAUAUGGAAUUGAGCUUCAAGGAUAACAGCUAUGUGUAUUUUAUUAUGCCAUUCGUACCAGGCGGUGAAAUGUUUACCCAUCUUCGUCGAUUGGGCAAGUUUGAGGAACCAUUAGCGAAAUUCUACGCUAGCCAAGUAAUUUUGGCCUUGGAAUAUCUGCAUUUCUGCAACCUAGUUUACCGUGACCUCAAACCUGAAAACAUUUUGAUCGACAAAAAUGGUUUCUUGAAAAUAACCGAUUUUGGAUUUUGUAAAUUAUUGCAAGGACGAACAUGGACCUUAUGUGGUACUCCUGAAUAUUUAGCUCCAGAGUUAAUUUUGAGCAAAGGUUAUGGAUUCUCUGUGGACUGGUGGUCGUUUGGUGUAUUAUUAUUCGAAAUGAACGCUGGUUACCCUCCCUUUUACGCGAACGAACCGAUGAAGACUUAUGAAAAAAUCGUUGCUGGCAAAUACCGAUGCCCGUCAGGUUUCAAUAGCGACCUUAGGGAUCUUAUCAGAAACAUUCUGCAAGUUGACAUCACCCACCGUUAUGGCGUGAUGAAAAACGGAGUGAUGGACUAUAAAAAUCAUAGAUGGUUUAAGGGUCUCGAGUGGGAAUCGAUUCUUAAUUGUAGAACGCAACCUCCAUAUGUGCCAAAAUAUCGUGGUCCAGACGAUACCACUAACUUUGAACGAUACGAGGACGAGCCCAUGAAGACUUCCCCAAUAUGUCUGUACGAGUCGGAGUUUUUUGACUUUUAGUAUUUAUAAUA
Molecule: messenger RNA, 1524 nt
Organism: Spodoptera frugiperda (fall armyworm)
Lineage: Eukaryota; Metazoa; Arthropoda; Insecta; Lepidoptera; Noctuidae
Product: cAMP-dependent protein kinase catalytic subunit alpha-like
Exons: 1
Coding region: 407-1513 (368 amino acids)
Biological process (GO): peptidyl-serine phosphorylation
Cellular component (GO): nucleus; cAMP-dependent protein kinase complex
Molecular function (GO): ATP binding; cAMP-dependent protein kinase activity
Source: RefSeq, a predicted model, not a curated record